Messenger RNA from Propithecus coquereli (Coquerel's sifaka), 1401 nucleotides. It is a transcript of the gene RIMS3, whose product is annotated as regulating synaptic membrane exocytosis 3. Bases 183 to 1109 code for a protein of 308 amino acids. The transcript is spliced from 8 exons. Gene Ontology annotation, molecular function: transmembrane transporter binding; small GTPase binding. Gene Ontology annotation, cellular component: cytoskeleton of presynaptic active zone; presynaptic membrane. NCBI's taxonomy places the organism in Eukaryota, Metazoa, Chordata, Mammalia, Primates, Indriidae. Gene Ontology annotation, biological process: positive regulation of synaptic transmission; regulation of synaptic plasticity; calcium ion-regulated exocytosis of neurotransmitter. The record is from RefSeq and is a predicted model, not a curated record.
CCUCGGCCUGCGGAGUCCCCCCUUCCUGUCUGGACCCCGGCCCCACCUCCGGAAGUUGACUGAAGCCUUGUACAGAUGCCCUAGGGGUGAGCUGUUGGGAGGAGCACAGCCCACUGUGAUGCGGAUCACCAAGCUCUGAUUCAUGAGUUUGAGUUGCCUGAGGUCCUGCCGCCCCGGGGACCAUGUUUAACGGGGAGCCAGGUCCAGCCUCAUCCGGGGCCUCCAGGAACGUGGUGCGGAGCUCCAGCAUCAGCGGUGAGAUCUGUGGGUCCCAGCAAGCCGGAGGCGGGACUGGGACCACCACUGCCAAGAAGCGGCGCAGCAGCCUGGGCGCCAAGAUGGUGGCCAUCGUGGGCCUGACUCAGUGGAGCAAGAGCACACUCCAGCUGCCCCAGCCUGAAGGGGCCAGCAAGAAGCUGCGCAGCAACAUCCGCCGGAGCACAGAGACGGGCAUCGCCGUGGAGAUGCGGAAUCGGGUCACGCGCCAGGGCAGCCGGGAGUCCACCGACGGGAGCACCAACAGCAACAGCUCUGACGGCACGUUCAUCUUCCCCACCACCCGGCUGGGCGCCGAAAGCCAGUUCAGCGAUUUCCUCGAUGGGCUGGGCCCAGCCCAGAUUGUGGGGCGACAGACGCUAGCAACGCCACCCAUGGGGGACGUGCACAUUGCCAUCAUGGAUCGCAGCGGCCAGCUGGAGGUGGAAGUGAUUGAAGCUCGGGGCCUGACUCCCAAACCAGGCUCCAAAUCCCUCCCAGCCACUUAUAUCAAGGUUUACCUGCUUGAGAAUGGAGCCUGCUUAGCCAAGAAGAAGACAAAGGUGGCCAAGAAGACCUGCGAUCCCCUGUACCAGCAGGCCCUGCUUUUUGACGAGGGGCCCCCGGGCAAGGUGCUACAGGUGAUCGUCUGGGGAGACUAUGGCCGCAUGGACCACAAGUGCUUCAUGGGCAUGGCCCAGAUCAUGCUGGACGAGCUGGACCUGAGCGCUGCGGUCACCGGCUGGUAUAGACUCUUCCCCACCUCCUCAGUGGCAGAUUCCACACUCGGCUCCCUCACCAGGCGCCUGUCCCAAUCCUCCCUGGAGAGUGCCACCAGUCCCUCGUGCUCCUAAGGAUGUCAGGGAGAGAGGCUGGGAUGGUGGUGUGGGAAGGGGUGCCUGCGGAUCCCCACCUCCUCCCCUGUACAUAAUCUCCAUGUCUUUCUCGACCCCCUGUCCUGCUGCAUGCCUCUUGGCUACUGGGCUUGUCCCAGCUGGCAGUGGAGACUGGUGUGUGUGUGUGUGUGUGUGUGUGUCCACAUUCUAUCUAUCUGUUCACCUGUCUGGGUACAGUCAGACCUGGUGACUACAUGGGCUGAAAUGUCUCCAUGUCUCUUUGUAUCUUGUUGAAAAGAACCCCAAAGGA